UUUGUGAAUCCAAAAAUGGGAAGCACCUUUUUUAACAAGCUUUUAUUGAUUGCUGGCUUCGCCAGCUUAGCCCACGCCGCCUUCUCGGCAGCACACCAUCGCACGUACUUGCGCCUUACAGAGCAGGAAUGGAAUAGUUUGCCAUUGGAUAUUAUUCUGCAGACCGUCAUCAGUCUGGUGGUGGUUGUGUACAACAUCAUUGAGGUUGUGGGCCACUUCAAGGAGAUUCGUGCCACUGUGGACAUGCAGCAAAAGACUUGGGAUACAUUGGGCAACUUCCCAUCAUUCUACUCGUUUAAUCACCGCGGACGUGCUUUGAAUCCGGGCUACACGCCAUCCGAAAAGGUCCAAUAGGAGCCGCCGCAGCAUGGAAUGGAAACGCUGCCAGCUCUUUUAUUAGUUCAGUUUCGUGCAGUUACAAUAUAAAUUAUGCUAAACAAUGA
This is a messenger RNA of Drosophila persimilis, 443 nucleotides long. It is a transcript of the gene EMC5, whose product is annotated as membrane magnesium transporter 1. The coding region runs from base 16 to 354 and encodes 112 amino acids. Gene Ontology annotation, cellular component: early endosome; Golgi apparatus; plasma membrane. NCBI's taxonomy places the organism in Eukaryota, Metazoa, Arthropoda, Insecta, Diptera, Drosophilidae. The transcript has 3 exons. The record is from RefSeq and is a predicted model, not a curated record.